AUGCCGAAGGGGCGGCGCGGCAGUCAGAGCCCCACGAUGAGCCAGCGGCCGACCCCGCCCCUCUACUUCCCUUCCCUCUACGACCGCGGCAUCUCCUCGUCCCCGCUCAGCGACUUUAACAUCUGGAAGAAGCUCUUCGUGCCGCUGAAAGCGGGCGGGGCGCCGGCCGGUGGGGUGGCUGGGGUCCUUCCCCUGCCUCAGGGACCUUCGGCCCCGGCCCCUCCGCCGCCGCCUGGCCUUGGUCCCCCCAGCGAGCGCCCCUGCCCUCCGCCCUGGCCCUCCGGCCUGGCCUCCAUCCCCUACGAGCCUCUCCGCUUCUUCUACUCGCCGCCGCCGGGCCCCGAGGGGGCUACCUCACCCCUGGCCCCCGGCCCCACCACCCCCCGGCUUGCCUGUGCCUCCCACCCGGAGGAGUUGUGCGAGCUGGAGAUCCGAAUUAAGGAGCUGGAGCUGCUCACCAUCACUGGGGACGGCUUCGACUCCCAGCGCUAUAAAUUCCUGAAGGCGCUGAAAGAUGAGAAGUUACAAGGACUGAAGACCAGGCAACCUGGAAAGAAGUCGGCCUCUCUGUCCUGAGGAGCUGCCCUCCAGAGCUGGGCAGCCGCCUCCAUAGGUGUUAGUGCUUAGAUAAUGUCUCCCAUUUGUUGUCAUUUCAAAGAUGGUUAUUUUCUGUUCUGUAGUUACUGCUGUUCUUGUUGCUCCCAGCACAUUCUUCACAUACAAUACCCUCUUGUGUGGUAAAUCUCAUGGUCUCUCUCCUCUGUGCCGCUCCUGGGGUGGGAUGGGGGUCCCUCAUCAGGUCUUGAAGCUAAUGCUAGGCCAGUAUUCUGGGUUUCCUGACACCAGAGGAGGGGACCCCCCAGCACCACCACAUUCACACAAACCAGAAUGAUUGCUAUGUAGGAGGGAAUUGGAAGAAACCAAUAGAUAUUUGGUUCUGCUGCUGUCUCUGCUCAGAAAGAUUGAGGACCAGAAAGAACUAAAACCAGAUGUUUUUCCCCUAAAAGCAUCUUUUAGUCCGUGGGAGUGUUUGGUAUUUCAUUUUUGGUUUUAAAAAAUAAUU
Sciurus carolinensis (gray squirrel) is the source of this 1063-nucleotide messenger RNA. It is a transcript of the gene C11H11orf91, whose product is annotated as chromosome 11 C11orf91 homolog. Lineage: Eukaryota; Metazoa; Chordata; Mammalia; Rodentia; Sciuridae. The coding region runs from base 1 to 576 and encodes 191 amino acids. The transcript has 2 exons. The record is from RefSeq and is a predicted model, not a curated record.